Messenger RNA from Microthlaspi erraticum, 411 nucleotides. Lineage: Eukaryota; Viridiplantae; Streptophyta; Magnoliopsida; Brassicales; Brassicaceae. The record is from the annotation of a GenBank genome assembly.
AUGUGGCGCAUUGGGUUAUCUGAAGAUGAAUUCCAUAAGGGAAGGCUCUACUUCGUUUGUGCUCGACAUGAGGGACCAUGUCACUUAUCGAAAUGGUGGGAAGAGUCUGUCAUGGAAGAAGUGAGCAAGUUGUCAUACAAAAUCAAAGAAGAAACCCAGAAAGUGCGUGUGGCAAUGCAGGAGGCUGCAGCAUCUAACAACUUCGAGGUAAUGUGUGUGACGAUGGAGGAAAUGAAGGAUGAUAUUCAGCUUUCGUCUGGAGGUGGUUUCAUGUCAUUCGGACCAGCGGUUCAGAAGAUACGACGAUUUUGGUUGGACUCGACCCACCAGCUCGACCGGCCAGUUUCCAACUCGAUCGAGCUGCUUUUCCAGGAGUCAAAGUCAAACCCGAAAAAUGUUGCUUCCCUUUGA